Anisakis simplex (herring worm) is the source of this 972-nucleotide messenger RNA. The record is from the annotation of a GenBank genome assembly. NCBI's taxonomy places the organism in Eukaryota, Metazoa, Nematoda, Chromadorea, Rhabditida, Anisakidae.
AUGAUUUCCACAACGCAUGCACAUCAGUUGGGAUAUAAUGAAACUGAAGCUAAGAUAUUGGCAUACCUAUCCGGAGCUGCCUAUGCGCAUGAUCCGAACCCAUGCUCACCAGUAUGGAUAAUCAUUAAAACAGUGAAGCUAUUGACGAUUGGUGUAUUCCAGGUGCACAAAGAAUUUCAUGAAACUGCGCACGUGCAAUGGAAACAAGGACUUGAGACGCAUCUGAGUGAUCCUCGAUUUCGGUCAUAUCCAGUAACAUUCACCGGACAUUCAUCAGGAGGAGCAGUAGCAUCACUGAGUGCUAUGAAGACGGUAGUUAUGGGUCAUCGUGAAUCGCACCAGGUCAAAGUGGUAACGUUUGGACAACCCCGCGUUGGCGACAUAAACUUUGCAAGAAACUACGAUCGUUUAGUGCCGAAUACUUAUCGAGUUGUCCACAAAACAGACCUGAUGCCGCAUAUGCCGCCGUGCGACAAGAAUGAAUAUUACUAUAAUGGUAACAAUCCAAGUAAACCAUGCAGUUCCCGUACGAAUGGCUUCUAUCAUCAAGGUACUGAAAUAUGGUAUAAGGAUGGUAUGGGAUCCAAUGAAAAACAUACGGAAUGUUUGGGAGAACCGAGAAACGAGGACUUCCAAUGUAGUGAUAUGCAUAUCUAUGACUAUCGUGUAGAAGUUACCCAGACCUUCGAGCAUGCAGUAUACUUUGAUCGCAAACUAUCAGAUUAUGGUGAAUAUGGCUGCCCCGUUCAUAUGGGAGCGAAAUGGUAUAGGCAAAACGGUCUGCGACGCAGGAAGAGAAGACGUCAUUUGACAAGCACGCUACGUUUCUCGCAUGAUUCACAAGUCCGCUUGCAAACGCAAAUCAACCAAUGGCGUGACAGUGAACGAAACAGAGUUCACCGAUUUUUCAAUCCCAUGGAAGACUUCAGUAGACCAAUGGCUCCGAUUGGUGCGUCUCAAAUCAGAAAGUGA